AUGCCGGCAGACCCUGAAGAGGAGGAAGAAGAGGAUACCCUCCCUGUUACGGAGGCACCUGUUGUUCAGACCAUAUCCGCGUCUAAAAAGAGGAGGAAUAAGAAAAACAAAAACAAGGCAGCUGUAGUGGGAGGGGAGGCGGCCUCCCCUGAGGAGGGGGAAGAGAACGUCCCAACUAAUGGAGCCGAUGAGAAGACAGCUACUAAGAAGCGUAACAAGAAGCGUGGUCAUGGUGCUAAGAAGCUCCCCACACACGUACUCCCGGCUCAGGAUAAUUCGGCUCUUAGGUGUCUCGGAGAUUGGAAGGAGAUUACGACGGCCCAGACUUCUCCACCGACGGUGCAGAUAGAAAAGUUGUUUCCUAAAAAAUCAUUCCCCCUUGGAGAAAUACAGGAGUAUACUGGUUCCAAUGCUUACCGUACCACCUCCGCCGAGAUGAAGGAGGCAGACAAGGUGAUCGAGGAGGACGUCAUAAACAUGCGGGAGGCCGCUGAAUGUCAUCGCCAAGUACGGAAGUAUGCCCAGACCAUCGCGCGCCCUG
Molecule: messenger RNA, 541 nt
Organism: Perkinsus marinus ATCC 50983
Lineage: Eukaryota; Perkinsozoa; Perkinsida; Perkinsidae
Product: methionine aminopeptidase, putative
Exons: 4
Source: RefSeq, a predicted model, not a curated record